This is a messenger RNA of Ctenopharyngodon idella (grass carp), 1196 nucleotides long. Its product is annotated as polymeric immunoglobulin receptor-like. The record is from RefSeq and is a predicted model, not a curated record. The coding region runs from base 50 to 1189 and encodes 379 amino acids. The transcript is spliced from 4 exons. NCBI's taxonomy places the organism in Eukaryota, Metazoa, Chordata, Actinopteri, Cypriniformes, Xenocyprididae.
UCUUCUUGUUGAGUCACGGAGGUUUUGGUACAGUUACUCUGUGAAAUACAUGCAUAAGUUAUCUGAGUGGAAGACAAUAUUGUAUGAUAAGAAACAUGCAUGGAUUAAUGAAGGACAAUUCACACUGUUUCAAAACAAUGAGGGAAAACUUGUGAUCUACAUCAGAGAUUUAAAUCACCAAGAUGCUGGAAGAUACGAAAUUGGGGUUGAAGGCCAGUGGUACAUCAAUAUGGCUUUAAAUGUGAAAGAAGAUUCAUGUUGUAAAGUGUCAAAGAGAGAGAUGGUGAAUAUUGGAGAAACUGCAACAUUCAGCUGUGAAUAUUCACAGAAUCAUAUUAAUGAUUCCAAGAUCAUAUUCAAAGAAGGAAAAGAUUCUAUUGAGAUGAUCUACAGCAUAUGGAAUAGGAAAGAAAGAUUCAGUAUUUCUGAUGAGAAACAGAAAAAUAUCUUCAGUGUGAGAAUUACCGCUGUGACACCAGAUGAUGGAGGAGUUUAUUUAUGUGGAGUUUGGAUCAAUGGACACUCAUACAGUUACUCCAUCAUUAGUACUGUUCAUUUGGACAUAAUGAAUAAAGCAUCUAAAGUAAUUGGGUACUCAGGAGGUCGUAUGAUGAUCAAGUGUGAACAUCCUCAAUAUAAAACCAAGCCAAAAUAUAUCUGUAAAGAAUCAGAUGGAUGUUCAGAGAGGAAGAAUCCAGGAGUUCAGGAUGAAUGGAUGGAGAAUGGAGAUGUUUCUUUAUAUGACGACACCAGAGCAGGAGUCUUGAUGGUGUUUUUUAGAGAGCUGAAAGCUGCAGAUGCAGGAACAUACAGGUGUGGAGUGAAUGUGUCUCACUAUACUGAGAGCUUCACUGAACUUCAGCUGAACAUCACAGAUGGUGCAAUUUUUGUGACACAAUCUGCUCAUCUUGGUGGAGAAGUCAACAUCAUCUGUCAGAUCCCAGAGCAACAUAAAAUUCAUUUCUGCAGAGAGGAUGAUAAUCACAUCUGUCAAAACAUCAGCACAUCUACAGUGACAGAAAUGAAUGGUUCAUCUGAGAGAAAUGAAGAGAGAGUUUUUACAGUGAGCAUCAGUAAUGUGAGCGUGAGAGAUGCUGGAGUUUACUGGUGUGGAGCAGAAACCAGAGACACACAUUUGACUUUCAUCUCCCUGACCACCAAAAUUCAGCUCAACAUCAUCAGUGAGUGAAUUCAGA